AGUUUGAGCCGUUCACUCGUGAAAUAUGAAAGCUUACUUAGUUCUCUUUUCUAUUGGUUUGCUCUUCGGAACAGCCAAUGCCCUCAAAUGUUAUCAGUGUCGCGGUGCCAACAGCGAUUGCGAGAAAUUGAAAGAUGUUACAGAAGUGAACUGUGAGAGCUUGAUGUUUGGUACAUCCGGUUAUCCCGACAACUUCAAACCACCAUUUCAAUCUCCUAUGUUAAAUGGCAAGACACCCUUAUGCGUUCAUUUUGCUUACGAUAUUCAAACGUAUAGAGGAUGCAUGAUGACUGAGAAAACAGAAUUAGCAACGCAGUGUAAUAAAUUGAAAUCGGAUUUUCAAAAUGUAAAUGAACCUUACACCUGUGACUAUUGCGAAUUAGAUAAUUGCAAUGGUAAUUCUAGAAUCACAGGACACCCAUUCGCACUGCUGAUGGCCAGUUUACUAUUCAUUAAGGGUGUUCUAUUACACUAAUUUUCAUAAUAAACAACGUUGUUGUUAUAUUAAUGAAUAAAAGACUAUUUUUUUUUUAUAAUAUCUGUAAUAC
This is a messenger RNA of Nicrophorus vespilloides, 548 nucleotides long. RefSeq lists its product as uncharacterized. The coding region runs from base 26 to 475 and encodes 149 amino acids. The transcript is spliced from 3 exons. NCBI's taxonomy places the organism in Eukaryota, Metazoa, Arthropoda, Insecta, Coleoptera, Silphidae. The record is from RefSeq and is a predicted model, not a curated record.